Pyrus x bretschneideri (Chinese white pear) is the source of this 1641-nucleotide messenger RNA. RefSeq names its product telomere repeat-binding factor 1. The coding region runs from base 345 to 1259 and encodes 304 amino acids. Gene Ontology annotation, cellular component: nucleosome. Gene Ontology annotation, molecular function: double-stranded telomeric DNA binding. The transcript is spliced from 8 exons. Gene Ontology annotation, biological process: nucleosome assembly. The record is from RefSeq and is a predicted model, not a curated record. NCBI's taxonomy places the organism in Eukaryota, Viridiplantae, Streptophyta, Magnoliopsida, Rosales, Rosaceae.
CAUCUCCCUCAGGCCCGUCUGCGACUCUGUCCAUCUCCCAAAAGGAAAGGCCGAGCGGCACAAAAACAAAUCCAAUGAAAGAAUUUCAAUCUCAACAAAUUCAACAAACACUCGAACACCAAUAGUCCAUAAAAAUUAAUCCGAAACAUUUCAUAUAAAUUUCGUAAAACUCUCAAAUUCUUCAAAUUUCGGAUUAUCCAAUCGAUCUCUCAGCUGCCCACAUUUUCGUCAGCUUCUCAGUGAUUUCUCCGAUCCGGAAUUGCCGACAUGCAUUGCCAUUUGAUUCAAUUGAUGUAAAUUUUCUUAGUUGGAUUUCGUUCUGGGAGGGUUCUGGAUUUCAGUUAAUGGGUGCUCCUAAGCAGAAGUGGACCGCCGAAGAAGAAGCAGCCCUUAAAGCUGGAGUACUUAAACACGGGGCAGGAAAAUGGCGCACAAUACUUACAGAUCCAGAAUUCAAUACUAUCUUACAUCUGCGUUCAAAUGUUGACCUCAAGGACAAGUGGAGAAAUAUAAAUGUGACCGCAAUAUGGGGUUCUAGACAGAAGGCUAAGCUUGCACUUAAAAGGAACCUACCAACUCCUAAACACGACAACAACCCUUUGGCCGUGAGCACUGUAAUCCAAAGUCAUGAAGAAGUUGUUGACGCUAAGCCUCUUGCCAUUUCUGGUGGAAAGUCGCAGACUAUUGAAUCAAAAGAUUCAAAACAACCAAUUGCCAGGUUGGAUCACCUUAUAUUAGAGGCUAUUACAAAUUUAAAGGAGCCAGGGGGAUCUGACAGAGCUGCAAUUGCUAUGCACAUAGAGGAGCAAUAUUGGGCACCACCAAAACUUAAAAAGUUACUGUCAUCAAAAUUAAAGAAUAUGACAGCCACUGGAAAGCUGAUUAAGGUCAAGCAUAGAUACAGAAUUCCAUUAAGUUCAGCUACUUCUGAAAAAAGAAGAAGCUCUUCAGCGUUGCUCUUGGAAGGAAAGCAGAAGGAUUCAUUAAGAAAAGAUAAGAGUGACAUCAACAUCCUUACUAAAUCCCAAGUAGAUGCAGAUUUAACCAAGAUGAGAAGCAUGACUGCACAAGAGGCUGCUGCUGCUGCUGCACAGGCGGUAGCAGAGGCAGAGGCUGCCAUUGCAGCAGCUGAGGAAGCAGCAAGGGAGGCGGAGGCGGCAGAAGCUGAAGCAGAAGCAGCACAAGUUUUUGCCAAAGCAGCAAUGAAAGCAUUGAAAUGUAGAAAAAUUGACCUUGACAUGAAACUCACACAUGGGUAACUCAUUCUUGAGCAAGAACCAUGCGCGUGGGAUGACGAUACGCUGGGGCAGCGAUGUCUUCAUGUGUCUGUAGUGUAAAUAGGUUGGGAUUGUAUAUUUGGAACGUGGGAGCUUCGUUUCUGAACUUUCUUUCUUCUGUCUUUUUACAGGUAUCAUUUUGUAAGGAGCUUAUAGGUUUUCUGAUUCUGAGAGUUAAACGAUGAGUAAACACUAGCUAAGGGAAGAGUUUUUUCAUGCCAAGGUAGAUAAAUGAUGCCGCAUUUGCAGUUGCUGUUGUAUAAGUGCAUGGGAAAAUUACGAUACUUAGAAAAUGCGAUAUGUCAAUUGAAAUGUGAGAUGUUUGUCUCUCUGAAGGGAUCUGGUUCAAAGGAAAGUCUAAACU